AUUGAACAAGUGCCUGGUGCAGUAUCAGUCACUUCUAAGUUGUCUUCUAGCGAGCAGUAGUCUGCCAAUAAAUCCAUCAUUAUGUAUAGCAAGAUGAUUGUGCUUUCGGCCUUGAUGGCAAUCAGCUUUGCUGCUCCACAAAAACGCUAUCCCGCAGUUCCCGCCGGCCAAGAAUCACAAGCCGUUAUCCUGGCUCAGGACUCAAGCCACGAACCCAACGGAGCUUACAGCUACCGGUACGAGACGAGCAACGGAAUCGCGGCUCAACAGUCCAGCCCGGAUGGGGCUAAUGCAGCUGGUGAAUUCUCUUACACGGGUCCGGACGGUGUCCAGUAUCGAGUUGUGUACAGUGCCGAUACCUACGGCUUUCAGCCACAGGGAGCCCAUUUGCCAGUGGAGCCACCGGUACCCGAUCAUGUCCUCAAGGGAUUGGAGGAUAUCCGACGCAGCCCACCCAAGGAUCCCGAGUUCAAUCUGGCCGCCCUCGAUGCUCAGAUUGCUCGGCUGCGCGCCACCCUCGGUUAACAAAUCCAGCCAAAUUAUUGGUGCGUACAAACUGCCAAUCCGAACACAUCCCAAAAUGCUGAUUGUUAAUUUUGAGUCAAUACAUUAAAAAGCUUCAA
Toxorhynchites rutilus septentrionalis is the source of this 623-nucleotide messenger RNA. Its product is annotated as cuticle protein CP14.6-like. Gene Ontology annotation, molecular function: structural constituent of chitin-based larval cuticle. The transcript has 2 exons. Gene Ontology annotation, cellular component: chitin-based extracellular matrix. Bases 82 to 525 code for a protein of 147 amino acids. Lineage: Eukaryota; Metazoa; Arthropoda; Insecta; Diptera; Culicidae. The record is from RefSeq and is a predicted model, not a curated record.